AUGAGAUUCAAAUUUCUUGCAGGCCUUAAUCAACAACUAGAAAGGGUUUCAGAUUUUUGUUAUCCACUAGGCUUCUACACGAAGAAGGAACGUCGGCAGGCUCGUCUGACUGCCAAGAAGCACGCAGAUGUAGUGACAACCUUGCUUGCUGACUGGGAGGUGCUGCGUCGCGAUACCACCGACACAGUGAAGAAGUACGAGCUCGUGGAGAAGAUGCUUACUGCUGCCAAAACGAAGUUAAUGGAUCUAAGCCGAGCCCACGAUACUUCGCGUAUCAUCGAGUCGAUGCUGCAGCUAGGCACAGAGGCGCAACGGUGGGUCAUCUUUGCAGAGUUAAAGGACCGUCUACGCUACCUCACCAUGUCUCAAUAUGGCAAGCACGUGGUGCUUAAACUCAUCAACUAUGGUGCCAAGGAGCAUCGACUCGAACUCUUCAAGCUCUUCCGGGGUUACGUGGUAAAGCUGCUUCGUCACAAGCACGCAGCUGAGGUUGUGGAGGUGCUCUACAACGACUACGCGACGGCAUCACAGCGUGCGCUCAUUCUGCAGGAGGUCUAUGGUCAACAAUUUGCCUUUCAGCUCACUGCCAACAAUGUACAGCACCUUCAGCAAGCCCUCGACCUCAAUCCUGAGAAGCAAUCUACAAUAUUGGCCAAUCUCAAUGACCUUCUCGUCACCAUGAUCUCCAAGGGCCUAAUGCGCCUAAGCAUUGUUCAACACCUUUUGUUGGAAUACCUCAGAGUUAUGCUGCAGUCGUCUGACCUUCUCAAGCUCCAAACAGCCACAAACACCCCUGCAGAAACCACUAAGCUAGUUCAAGACGUGAUGGAGUGUACUGCGGAGGAAUCUCAGACUCCACGUCGCGAGGAUCGACUGUCCGCUUUAGUUGAGACCAUCCUCGAAGUUGGUAUCGUCUCAAUGUUGCACACUCGCGAGGGCGUGAAAGCCGCCUUGGCGGUGCUUUGGAUUUGCCCACCAAAAGAACGCAAGACUCUAAUUAAGUCAUUGCGAACCUUUGUUGUGUCUACUGCGGAGAAUGAGCAUGGGCAUAUCUUCUUGAUGGGUCUAUUGGAUGCAGUAGAUGAUACGAAACUGUUGGCAAAAACUGUUAUAAAGGAGCUGUUGGAGGAUCUGGAGGACGUAGUAUGCCACCCUCACGCACGCAAGGUCCUUCUUUAUGCCUUAGCUCCACGAGAGCCGCGUCAUUUCGCACCUACGCUCGUCUCCGCUUGUCUGGCUGGUGGAGACGACUCACCCUUCACUAAGAAGCCCCUCGCCGUCCGGGCUAUGGAGCUGCGAACGCCACCAGUCUGUUUGCUGCCAGCCCUUCUUCGCCUGGUUUCCGAACCGGUGGAGGGAGAAAAGGAGAUCGAAGAGGAUGACCCACUGAUUCGCCUCUUUAUAGGCAGUGCGAAACACACUGCACCACUGGUGGAUAGGUCGAGAGUGGUUCUGCUCGCGGAGAUACUCAUUCGAAGUUCCGCCUACGAACUUCAAUUCUCCACCGCAGUCAGUUGUUUUAAACGCACUGGAAUCAAGGAGGUCGAACGUCUUGCUGCAGCAGAGGCAAAAUCGCCUUCCUUCCUAACGCAAGAGGACCUAGCAGAGUUGGGGCAAGCACGGACUCGUGCUCUGCGUCACUUUGUGGCGUCAGUUCUAGCUCAUCCCAACUUCCAGCCUGUUGGCCUACCGACACACCCAUCUCAUGGCUCUGCUUCGGCUGAGGCCAAGCGCAUGCUCCAGAUGCAGCGUAGGAAACGCGCUCUAGCCAUUGCUAUGGCAGAAGGUGUAAAGAAACGAAAAGUGACAGUGAAAGCUUUCACCAAUGUAGAGGAGGAUGAUGAAGAAAAUGACGAGAGUGGGAAACUGGGAAAUGCAGCUGAACCGAUGGACACUUCUACUCCCGAAAACUAUACUCUUCCUCCAAACGUACCAUUUCUGGAGCGUCCAGAGGGUCAACUGCUUGUCAGCCGACUGUUACAGAAUGAGAAGAAGAGCGGUUCGCAUGAAUUUGCACGUCUUGUGUGUGAGCUGGUGCCGGAAGUGACACUACAGGCUUGGCUUACGUGCAACCGAUCGUGCUUCACCCUGGUCCACCUAUAUGAAUUGAACGACAAAGAGGUAUGCGACCAAUUGAAGAAGGCAUUGUGUCCUCGAAAGGACCUGAUCGUGGCUUCUCCGUUGCCUGGUGCCAAAAUUCUGGCAAAGCACCUGUUCUUUAACCUCUGA
Molecule: messenger RNA, 2229 nt
Organism: Hydatigera taeniaeformis
Lineage: Eukaryota; Metazoa; Platyhelminthes; Cestoda; Cyclophyllidea; Taeniidae
Source: the annotation of a GenBank genome assembly